AGUUUAUAACUGUUAUCUUCUAUCCAAUCUGCAGUUUUGAUGUUUAAUUAGAGACAGAUAAAGAAGCAUACUAAAUCGUAGGCCUACCAAAAUAGGAACAAAACAGUUAGUAAAAAAAAAAAAGAACAUUUGAAUAUUACUAAUCUUUAUACACCUUUAGAUGUGUUUACAGUAUGCCCUACUAUAAUUAUGAUCUGCAUUACAAUGGAAGCAUACCCACUAUAAUUAUGAAUCCAUAUUCAUGGACCAAGGUGGCCAACAUAAUCUUUAUAGAUGCACCAGUUGGUGCUGGGUUUUCAUACUCUACAACCUCGGAAGGGUACUAUACUUCCGAUACAAAAUCAGCUGCACAGACCUAUACUUUCUUAAGAAAGUGGUUAUAUGCACACCCAAGGUUUCAGGGAAAUCAACUGUACAUUGGUGGUGACUCAUAUUCAGGACUUAUUGUUCCCAUUCUUCUUAAGAAUAUACUAGAAGGUUUAGAGUCUGGGUCAAGGCCAAGAAUGCAACUCCAAGGAUACUUGCUUGGAAAUCCAGUUUCAGAUUCUUUUAUUGAUGUAAAUGAGAGG
Messenger RNA from Rosa rugosa (rugosa rose), 569 nucleotides. RefSeq names its product serine carboxypeptidase-like 18. The annotation marks the transcript as partial. Gene Ontology annotation, molecular function: serine-type carboxypeptidase activity; acyltransferase activity, transferring groups other than amino-acyl groups. Gene Ontology annotation, biological process: proteolysis; secondary metabolic process. Lineage: Eukaryota; Viridiplantae; Streptophyta; Magnoliopsida; Rosales; Rosaceae. The record is from RefSeq and is a predicted model, not a curated record. The transcript has 5 exons.